Molecule: messenger RNA, 948 nt
Organism: Auxenochlorella protothecoides
Lineage: Eukaryota; Viridiplantae; Chlorophyta; Trebouxiophyceae; Chlorellales; Chlorellaceae
Product: Phosphopantothenate-cysteine ligase 2
Exons: 5
Coding region: 1-948 (315 amino acids)
Biological process (GO): coenzyme A biosynthetic process
Cellular component (GO): nucleus; cytoplasm
Molecular function (GO): phosphopantothenate--cysteine ligase activity
Source: RefSeq, a predicted model, not a curated record
AUGUCGUUCAGCGGCGCAGAGAGCUUCCGCAAGUCCUCGCCGGUGGACACGGAAUGGAUAGAACGGGAGCUGAGUGCCUUCUUGGAGAGGGCCAGGAGUCAAGAGGAAUCUCGUCCCAUUGUGUGUGUGACCUCCGGUGGGACCACCGUCCCUCUGGAGAGGAACUGUGUCCGCUUCAUCGACAACUUCAGCAAGGGCACCCGCGGCGCACUGUCAGCUGAACAGUUCCUCAAGGCACGCGGCAUGGUGCAUUGUGCAGGCUACUCUGUGAUCUUCCUGUCGCGCACCGGCUCCCUGCUGCCCUUCCUCUCCGAGUGCCAGGAGGACAUGGCCACCGCCUUCUCGGUGUCGGGCCCUGGCGAGCUGCAGGUGAGCGCCCUAGCCGAAGCCCUGCGCACCUUCCACAGCUGCACAGAGGACCCGGGGACGUUCCUCCAUGUCCCCUUCACGACCGUGUUUGAGUACGUCCAGUAUCUGGAGGUGAUAGCAAGACGCCUCGCGUCUCACGGUCGCUUGGCCCUCUUCUACCUUGCAGCAGCUGUGUCAGACUACUACAUACCCUGGGCUGAAAUGGUGGAGCACAAGAUCUCGGGCGCAGGCCCCCUCGUCCUCGAGCUGCAAAAGGUCCCCAAGCUGCUCGGUGAGCUGACGUCAGUCUGGGCACCCCACGCCACGGUCGUGUCAUUCAAGCUGGAAACGGACGAGGAGGUGCUCCUCACCAAGGCAAAGGCUGCCAUUCAGAAGUAUGGCGUGGAUGCCGUGCUGGCAAACGAGCUGCACAGCAGGAAAGAAAGGGUGACGCUCCUGGUGAGAGCCGGCGAGGGUAGGGCAGCCCCGAUCCACUGCAGCGUGCUGCGACUGGACCCAUCUGCGCCCCCCGGCAGCGUCAUCGAGGAACAGCUGGUCGGCGCCGUCGUCGAUCUGCACCGGCAGCGCAGCCGGCGGUGA